AUGCUGCAUUUGCAUCAAACCCCUGUCUACGAACAAAAUUCCUGGUCCCUACUAUUGAAUGCCUCACUAAACAAUGAAACUAAACUCUUUUGGCAACUGGUCUCCGACUCAAUGAAAAAUAGUUCCUCAGCCCCCAGCUGUGUCAUUGCAGCUCAGGUUUGGGAGAACCACUUCAGAAAUAUAUUUAUGGAAAAUCCAAACCUCCCUUCCAGCUUACAGGAGGAUGACAGGGCAGAAUUGUCACUGCUCCCUAAUUGGAGGCCGGUUACUGUGGAGGAAGUCCAUACAUUAAUUGGGAAUCUGAAGAGUGGAAAGGCUCCGGGGAAAGACUUUAUCCCAGCUGAGUUGAUUACAUCAAACCAGCACUGGUGGGCUCCGCUUCUGGCAGCACUCUUUACGGUAGUAAAUGACUCGGGUAAGGUACCAUAUAGCUGGAAACAUGCUAUAGUAGUUCCAGUCUUUAAGAGAGGCCACCCAAAUGUACCUUCCAAUUACAGGCCUAUUAGCCUGCUCUCAAUAACUGGGAAACUGUAUGCCCGUUUCCUCAGUAGCAAACUGACAACUUUUCUAAAUGAACAUAAUAUACUAUCUGAAGCCCAGGCAGCUUUUCGUGAGAACCAUUCAACAACAGACCACUGUCUAAUGCUGUCCUUCCUAGCUGAGAAGUAUACUAUGCCUCUACAGGGUAAACUCUUCGUGGCCUUCAUGGAUCUGAAAUCAGCGUUUGACUCCAUCCCCAGAUCCCAGCUAUGGUCCAAAUUGAGUCUGAUUUUGCAGGACAAACGACUUCUCUUUCUUAUAAAAGCCCUGUACAAUGGAACCAAACUGGAGGUCCGAUGCGGUUGA
Podarcis lilfordi (Lilford's wall lizard) is the source of this 846-nucleotide messenger RNA. NCBI's taxonomy places the organism in Eukaryota, Metazoa, Chordata, Lepidosauria, Squamata, Lacertidae. The record is from the annotation of a GenBank genome assembly.